Ahaetulla prasina is the source of this 3278-nucleotide messenger RNA. It is a transcript of the gene GRAP2, whose product is annotated as GRB2 related adaptor protein 2. Bases 307 to 1191 code for a protein of 294 amino acids. Gene Ontology annotation, molecular function: protein binding. The transcript is spliced from 9 exons. NCBI's taxonomy places the organism in Eukaryota, Metazoa, Chordata, Lepidosauria, Squamata, Colubridae. The record is from RefSeq and is a predicted model, not a curated record.
AGUAUUAACAAGGUAGAUGAUGAAUAGGUAGUUUUCUAUGUUUCUCUCUGGAGAAAAGAGAGAGACAUACAAUAGCCCAAGCUGUUGUUCCUUGUGAUUCCUUUUUCUCAUGAAGAGAACAUAGUGAUCUCUGGUGAGGCAAGGAGAAUCAGAAGAAUGGAGAAUUUGUCAUGUUUGCUCCAACCUUUUAAAGGGUGCUAAGUUCACUGCUAACUACUUCAGGAAAUUGCCUAUAAACAGCCUCAAAGAAGUUAGACACCUGCAAAGUGACAAGGCUGGAAGUAACGGGAGAUAACAGGAGAUACCAUGGAAGCCAUUGCAAAAUUUGACUUUAAUGCAUCAGGAGAGGAUGAGCUAAGUUUCCAAGCACGAGAUGUUCUGAAGAUCUUAAGCUCUCAGGAAAAUUGGUAUAGAGCCGAGUUGAAGAAUUAUGAGGGAUAUGUCCCAAAGAAUUAUAUUGAUUUUCAGAUUCCCAGCUGGUUCCAAGAGAGAGUAUCCCGCCACAUGGCUGAGACGAUGCUCAGGGAUAAAGGAGUUGGUGCUUUCAUAGUCCGAGCUAGUCAGAACUCCCCAGGAGAUUUCUCUAUCUCUGUCAGGCAUGAAGAGGAUGUCCAGCAUUUUAAAGUGAUGAAGGACACAAACAGCAAUUAUUUUCUAUGGAGUGAAAAGUUUCAAUCACUAAACAAACUUGUGGAGUAUUACAAGAAUGUUUCCAUCUCCAAAAACAAACAGAUUUUUCUAAGAGAAGAAACCAAGAAAGGAUCACAAGUAAACCUUAGAGAGGAAGCAUGUGAUAAGAACCAAUAUAAAAAGGAGCAGGAAGCACUCCAUCCAUCAAUAAAAGAUGCAAGACCAUCAGAGCACAAUAAAUAUGAGGACCCUUUUGCAUCUUGGCAUCAUAAGCAGAAUAGACAUGGCAGAAGCUUGGAUAUUCAAGAUCGGCCAAAGGAUUGUAGAGAAUCAAGUGUAACAUCUAUGUUCCGGAGACACACUGAUCCAGCACAACAAGUACAGAGGCCAAAAUGGGUCCGGGCCUUGUAUGAUUUUGAGGCGGCAGAGGGCGAUGAACUAGGAUUCUGCACUGGAGACGUCAUAGAAGUCCUCGACAACUCUGAUGAACAUUGGUGGAAAGGUUGUUUACAUGGAACGCUUGGACUCUUUCCUGCCAACUAUGUGCAGCCAAUUAACUAGUAAAUCGCCACUGUUUCUCAUGGGGGUUUAAUAAGAAUAUGCCAUUGUAUAAAUAGAAGAUACUCUUAAAAUGUCUGGUUAAUGUUCAUAGCUCCACAAUCUUAACUACUAUUAAUUAUUGUUCAAACACACCACCUUUUUUGCAGCUCACAUGUUCAGGAAGCACUGGGCUAUGGACAGCUUUGAUUCGUUUGAAACAUUAUAGCAGAAAAGUCCUUUUUGGAGCACUGUUAAACGCUCAAAUUCAUUCAGUACUUUUAAAAUUUUAGAAAGUAGAUUAAAAUAUAUAGCUAGUCCUCAACUUACAACCAUAACUAAGCUCAAAAUUUCUAUUGCUUAACAGUUGUUAAGUGGGUUUUGCCCCAUUUUCUUGCCACAGUCAUUAAGUCACUGCAGUUGUUAAAUUAGUAACAUGGUUGCUAAAUAAACCUGGUUUCUCCACUGACUUUGCUUGCCAGAAGGUCCCAAAAGGUGAUCACAUAACCCUGGCAACCAUCAUAAAUAUGAACCAAUUGCCAAGUGACUGAAUUUUGAUCACGUAUCUGUGGGGAUGCUGCAACAGUUAUAAAUGUGAAAAAUAAUAAUAAGUUCCUUUUUUUCAGUGCCAUUGUAACUUCAAGCAGUCACUAAAUGAACUGUUGUAAGUCAAAAACUACCUAUAUUUAAUUGUGCAAAUGUACAUGCAGAACUUUUAAUUUUUUAAAAAGGAAACAAAACAGAACAAAAUCCAAAAAAAUAUUUAAAUAAUAUUCAAUUUGUUGAUCUGUACACCUAUCAUUUGCAUUCAGUUUUCUGAAUGCAGCACAGUUGAGAAGAAUACAGUGCUCUUUCUAUCUUGGUUUGAACUGUCUUUCCAUACUCUGAUUCCCUACUUCUUAUAAGAUUAUAAAUUUCUAGUAAGAAAGCUUGCAAAAUUGCUCUGAUUGUUCUUCCAAAUAUUGUAAAGUAUACAUGCUUAUUUCACUGACCAAAGGCCUGAGAAUAUUAACAUUUUGCCCUGGAACUGGAGCAAAUGUUUCAUUUUAGAGUAAAUUUCUACUUCCUGAUACAUGGAAAGAACAAGCAAUCAGUUGUAGAAUUUGAACUGUAGCCACUAUGCUAAUAAUGCCUCUUACUUAACAUCACAUAGCUCCACAGCUGAUUCACAGGGCAAAUCUGCAAAGUAAACAUGUCUCAACUUUAUAUCUGAUAGUAAUAACUUCCUUCAAAGAAUAUUAGAAAUUCAAUUACAAUAAAUAUGCUAUUGGUCGUAAACUAUUAAUCCAAGGUUCGUCCUGUCUCCUCCCAAGUGAAGUCAAGCUCAUAUGACAAGAAAAAUAUUUAUCAGUAAUUAUAUUUACAUAAACUGUUCAUGUCAAUUUUUUUACCAUCGUACAUUUAUUAUUUUGUUGUGGUUCCUGAAUAAGUUCUCCUAGGCUGGUAAGAGAUGCUCCAAUGGAAGGUAUAUAAAGAAUGGAGUGGUUUAUAGAAAAACAGUAUAGAAUAAAAAAUUAAUGUUUUAGCAAUCUAGAUUCCCAAAAUAUACCACCCUUCUUCACAUUAGCCUUGUUUGGAUAUGAUGAUUUUAAAUGGGUAGCAUGACAGGGCUAUGUAUUCUAAUUGUAUCACCUAUAUUUUCUUAGCCCACUUAGAGUAGGCCGUAAUCCAUCCUACUUAAGGUUUCUUUCUGUCCUCCUCUCCUCUUGUACACACAAACAUUAUUUGAAUAGGCCCUGGAUUCUGUACUUCUGUACAAAUACCAAUAUGUUGUAGUUGUUGUUUUUUUAAAAAAUACUUUGUAUGCAAGGAAAUAUAUUUACCCCUGCUGUAGCAAAAUCUGGGUGGAACAUUUUCUGGUAGUGUUGAAACCUUCCACUUCCUCAAAAACAACUUGGAUCAAGCUUGUAACUCAACUUUACAAAAGCAUUAUAUACAGUGGUGGGAUUCAGCAGGUUUGGGCCGAUUUGGCCAACCGAUAGUUAAAUUGCUGACUGGCCCUGCCUCUCCCUGUCCCUUCCAGGGGUCCCCAUGUACCCCAUUUUGGCUCCCAGCUCUUGUCAAAGGCAAUAGGAUGAAAAGUACAGUAUUAAAGAAUUAAACCAAAUUAA